GUAGGAGAAAAAGAACAAAGUCCAGCGAGUACAAAGCAGAAAAAACUGCAAGUAAAAAAGACCUUCAAGGAAACUCAAGGAAUCUAUGUACAAAAGACUAGUUUACCCUGUAUUCAAAUAAGAUUUUGCUACAACAAUUGCUACAUUUGUUCUGACACCAUUUUCUCGGGAUGCAUGUAUUAAUUGUGACCAUUGGAUGUCUAUUCGUUGCAUGUUUGGAAGGAGCGGCAGUAAAACAAUGGGGAGGAGAUGGUACAACCCCCAACCUGGGAGAGAUCAUUAUAGGCAGGUGCUACGAUUACAUCGAGACAGUGAACCCUUCUGUAGGCAGGAAGAACUGCUCUGAGAUAUGGGAAGCUUUUAAAUCUGCAUUUGUCAACAAGGAUCCGUGUUCCAUAUUUCCAUCGGACUAUGAGCUGUAUAUUAAUCUGACAUUGCACAAUAUCCCCCCAAAUAAGUCAGUUUUCUGGGAAAACAACAAAGCUCUAGUUCAUCGAUACUCCGACAGAACAAAGCGUUACAUGCCGCUCGGAGAUACACUACCUGGUUGGUUAGGAGACAAUUUAAAUUGGUGUGGAGUCACUAAUGAACCAGGAAUGGAUUACAUCUCCUGUCCCACAACAACAGAAUGUGAAUACAAUGCACAGGAAUCAUUCUGGAGAAUUGCUUCUGUAACUUACGCAAAAUAUAGCUCUGGAGAAAUACAGAUUAUGCUAAAUGGUUCUACUCCUGGUGGCGCUUUUCCAGUCCCUAGUUUUUUAGCCGACUACGAGAUUCCUAACUUUGACACCAACAAAAUAUCCAAGGUCAAUAUCUGGGUGAUGGAUGACAUUGGUGGAGCAGACAUAGACUCAUGUGGGAAGAACAGUUUGAGUGUUUUGGAAACUAUGUUAGGAUCAAAACAUUUGUCAUACAGUUGUGUGGAUAAUUACAGACCCGUCAAGAUCUUGCAGUGUGUGGAUUUCCCUGGUCAGAUUGACUGCAUCACAAACAGUGGCAUUUGCUUCCCUGCAUUAUGGAUUGGCAUAAUGCUACCAUGGCUUGCUCUGAUAAGUAAUCAUUUUUGAGUGGCUGAAGAAAAGUUGCUGGACAUAUGUGAUUUCUAUGCAACA
Messenger RNA from Pelobates fuscus (common spadefoot toad), 1112 nucleotides. It is a transcript of the gene BST1, whose product is annotated as bone marrow stromal cell antigen 1. The record is from RefSeq and is a predicted model, not a curated record. Gene Ontology annotation, biological process: positive regulation of B cell proliferation. Gene Ontology annotation, molecular function: phosphorus-oxygen lyase activity; NAD+ nucleosidase activity. The transcript has 9 exons. Gene Ontology annotation, cellular component: plasma membrane. The coding region runs from base 171 to 1067 and encodes 298 amino acids. NCBI's taxonomy places the organism in Eukaryota, Metazoa, Chordata, Amphibia, Anura, Pelobatidae.